Messenger RNA from Amaranthus tricolor (Joseph's coat), 724 nucleotides. Its product is annotated as protein SPIRAL1-like 1. Gene Ontology annotation, cellular component: cortical microtubule, transverse to long axis. NCBI's taxonomy places the organism in Eukaryota, Viridiplantae, Streptophyta, Magnoliopsida, Caryophyllales, Amaranthaceae. The record is from RefSeq and is a predicted model, not a curated record. Bases 171 to 500 code for a protein of 109 amino acids. Gene Ontology annotation, biological process: cortical microtubule organization. The transcript is spliced from 3 exons.
CUUGGGGCACAUUAUUAUUAAGAUAAAAUUCCUCAUUUCAUAACUUUUGUUUUGCCUCCUAGCUUUCUUCCUCUUACUCUAAGCUAUUAAGCUCUCCCUCUCUGUCUCCCUUUCUCUCUCAUAGCUCCUUUGCUUCCGUUUCAGAUCUACCCAGUUGGAGUUUGUUGGAAAUGGGACGCGGUGUUAGCAGUGGAGGUGGACAGAGUUCAUUGGGCUACUUGUUUGGAAGUGGAGAGGCUCCUAAGCCAGCGGCUAAUAAUCCUCCUGCCAAUACUAGUGCUGCACCGGCUGUAAAAGAUGCACCAAAGCCUGUUGUUAAUUCCCAGCCUGUAGAUUUUAAGAAUGUUCCUGCUGGUGUUAAUAAUAAUAUAAACAACUAUCACCGUGCUGAUGGUCAGAACACUGGCAAUUUCAUCACGGACCGACCCUCGACCAAGGUUCAUGCUGCCCCAGGUGGUGGAUCUUCUUUAGGUUAUUUGUUUGGUGGUGGUAGUAAGUAGUAACUAGCAAGACUAAAUGGCCACCAUUUCAAAUAUGGAUAUCCAAGUGUUGAGUUUGUUUAAAGGUUGUUAAAUCUUCUAUUGUUGAUGCUCAAAAAAUGUGGAUUAAUAUCAUGUAAUCAAACUUGUAGAUUUGGUGUUUUCUGAGAAUUUCUUUUAUGUUUCAAAGAAUCACUGUUCUUAGUGACCCAGAAACAAAGCUUUUUCUGUUACAGGCUUCUAAA